Messenger RNA from Paramecium sonneborni, 1695 nucleotides. Lineage: Eukaryota; Ciliophora; Oligohymenophorea; Peniculida; Parameciidae. The record is from the annotation of a GenBank genome assembly.
AUGUUAAGAAAAUACUUCUAUAAAUGGGUAGAAUAUCAUAUCUAAAAAAUCAAUCAAAGGCAGUUUUUGAUUAAUGCCACAAUAUUUAGAUACAAAUAACUCUUUCGGAAAGUAACAAAACUAAAAUAUUUGCUAGACAAUCAAAGCAAUCAAAUAUCAGAAGUCGAAUGAGUAUCAAACCUUAUUGAAACGAAAAGUUUUCAAAGCUCUCAAAACCAUAAUCUAAAAUGUAUAUUAAUAAAUCUUACUUUAUCCUAGCGUUUAGAAGUUCUUAAUAAAAUCAAAAUGCUCAAGUUGAGGAAAUAUUUUGAAAAAUUGAAAAGUGUAGUUUAAGAGUAAAGAAAGGAAAGAGAGGUUAAUAAUGCCAUUAUUGAAUGUUACAAUGAUAAAUUAUUGAUGAAAUGGUUUUUAAAAUUAAGAAAGGCUUCUAAAAUUUUAAAAAAGAGAAAAAAUAAUGAAAAGACACUGAUAAAAAAGAAAAAGUAAUUAUUUUUUGAUAAAUGGGUGCUGAAACUUUAAGAUUUUAGAUUGCAUUAAUAACUUUUUUAAGAUUCUACCUUAUACUAUAAUGAAGUUUUAAUAAAGAAAGUAUUUAAAGGUUGGAAAAGGCAUAUAUUGGACUCAAAGAUUUAUUAAACUUAAUUAGAAUAGGUUUGUAAAAUAUUUAAGAGUUGGAAAAAAUAUACUUAAUAAGAAAAUUAGAAAAGAAACUCUAAAUUAUAACCAAUACAUAUAAAAUGGAGAAAGCAGAGAUUUUUUAGAUAUUGGAGGGAUGUUACAAUAGACUCUUAGAGGGAUAAAUUAGCUAAAGGAUUUUAUAUGUAUAAGAUUUUUUAGAGUUGGAAAUAAUAUAUAGAAGAGAUUAAAUAAUUAUAAUUAAAAUUAUAGGAUAAAGAAUUAAUAUUAACUAUUUAGAUUGAGAAAAAAAGAAAAAAACGUUAUUUAUUAUUUUGGAGGCGUGCUUAUGAAGGCAAAUUGGAGAAGAAAGGAUUAAAUAAAGUUUUGUUAUAAACAAAGCUUAAAUAAAGAAAAUUGGAGUUUUUAAUUUAAGGAUUUAGAUCAUUUAAAAAUAAUUGGAAAUUGAGUAAAUAUCUGUAGUAUAAGAGAUUAAAGUUCAGUUAAAUGAUCUUUUAUUCAAUAAAAUACUUUACAGACCUAUCAAAAAUGAAAAUGGAUUAAUUGAUGAAUUACGAAAAUAGAAAAAGGGAGUAGAAAUUAAGGAAAAUAUAUAAUGCAAUAAAAAGUGAUUAUGAUUUAAUAAAAUAAAAAGAUGAGAAGGCUAAAAAUUAUUAUAACAGUACAUAAAAAAUAAUAUUUAGAAAGAUUAUAAAAAGAUUAUUUUCAAUUAUUUAUUUAAGGAGUGAUAAAGCAAUAUUAAAAAGAGUUGAAAUUAAGUGCAUAAUUUUACAUUUAAAGAAAAAUAAUUUAUACAUUUGCAGCUUUGAAAUCUCAUUGGGAAACUGAGAAGAGAAGAAAAUUAAAUAAGAAAAAAGUGGAUAAAUAUUUAGGAUAAAAGUAAUAUAAAUUGUUAAAGUUAACAUUUAAAAAGAUGAGAUCAUAUCUAAUAAGUUAGAAAAAAGGAAAGAAGAAGUAAAAAUAUAUUGAAUUUAUAAUAGACUAUUUGAAUUAGAAUACAAUGCGUUUUAUUAAUGGAGAUUGUAAACAAAAUUAAAGAUAGUGAAAAAGAGAUGUUGA